This is a messenger RNA of Ostertagia ostertagi, 435 nucleotides long. NCBI's taxonomy places the organism in Eukaryota, Metazoa, Nematoda, Chromadorea, Rhabditida, Trichostrongylidae. The record is from the annotation of a GenBank genome assembly.
AUGUCACCGCUUCGGGAUGUACCAUCACUGCCAUCCUCGUCAUCAAUUUCGCAGUCAUUGUUAGGCCUUCGACCAUCACCGCCCCUGAAGGACCUUUCUGGAUUGCAACGAAACUAUCAACCGUCACUCAACGCUCACAUGAAAUCUCACGCAAUGAAAGCUCGAGCCGAAGCCGAAGCGAAGGCACAAGUUGAUGCUCAGUUGGCAGCGCAGUCCAAUGCGCUCCAGAACGGACAUCUCAACCUUGCUGGGUUGUCACCUUCACUGCAGGGCGUCACUCAGUCAUUGCCCACUGUCUCAAGCCAUCCAGCCAGUGGACUUAACUUCCAGCACGGACUUUCUCACAGCUUACUGUCAUCGCAGGGUAUUGGAUUGCCGCACCCACGAGCGCAGCAUCCAUUGCUGUCACAAGUUCAUUCCGCCAUCAUACACUAG